AUGGCAGAAGUUACUGAAGAGGUAAUGGACGACCCGUUGGACCCUAGCUUCACAAAGGCUAGCAAAUUUCUCGAGCACAGUACGGAUCUUUUUAAGCAGGAGCAGUUGUUACAGUUCUAUGGGUUGUACAAGCAGGCGACCGUUGGGCCGUGUAAUAUUCCAAAACCCGCCAUAUAUAGCAUGGCGGCACGGGCUAAAUGGUACGCCUGGGAUAAGGUAAAAGCUCUCGAUCCGAUUGCAGCUAAAAUGGAGUACGUUCGGCUGAUGGAUGAGCUUGCACCGAACUGGUGCGAAAAAAGCGCCAGCGAUGUGGCGUGGGUGUCAGUUUCCCGGCCGAAGCGUUUGUCGGAAAGUUUACCUGAUGAGACGAACAAGUCACUGAUCGAUCGUAUCAAGGAGGAUGACUUGGAUGGCGUACGCAACAUGAUCCUGCACGAGGACAGUACGGUUUCAGUGAACGUACUCGACCAUGAAGGACUCGCCGCUAUACACUGGGCUGCGGAUCGUGGGAAUGUAGACAUUCUCGCCAGCUUGCUCACCAUCGAUGGAAUUGAUAUCAAUCUGCAAGGCGGUGAUGGUCAAACGGCUUUGCACUACGCAUCCAGCUGUGGCAACAUCGAAUGUCUCAAACUACUUCUUAAACACGGCGCAGACCGUAGCAUUCGCGAUGAAGAAGGAGAAACUUGCAGUGACGUUGCUUAUAAUCAAGUAAUAAAAGCUUGCCUCAUGUGA
Anopheles marshallii is the source of this 732-nucleotide messenger RNA. RefSeq lists its product as uncharacterized. Gene Ontology annotation, molecular function: protein binding; fatty-acyl-CoA binding. The record is from RefSeq and is a predicted model, not a curated record. The transcript has a single exon. The coding region runs from base 1 to 732 and encodes 243 amino acids. Lineage: Eukaryota; Metazoa; Arthropoda; Insecta; Diptera; Culicidae.